Messenger RNA from Sclerotinia borealis F-4128, 786 nucleotides. Lineage: Eukaryota; Fungi; Ascomycota; Leotiomycetes; Helotiales; Sclerotiniaceae. The record is from the annotation of a GenBank genome assembly.
AUGUCUACAUCUACCGACCCCGAUUUUCAACUCUUUACCUCUCUCCGCUACGAUCCCAUCCUGCUGCAAUCCCCCCGAAACAUUCAAUCUUGGCCCUCAUCCCCCUCAUCCCCUUCCUCCUCUCCCUUCCCAUGUCCCUUCUACAUGCUACCCCACCACCGCGAUCGACUCCUCAGCGCCGCCAUCCACUUCAACUGGCCCAAAGCCAUAUCCGUCAUCUCCGGCCCCACCGGAUUCCAAAACCUCCUCGACAUCCUCACCCAAAACAUCGAUAUCCGCUCCCCCACCCCAUUACGCGUACGCGUUGUUCUCGACCACCAAGGAACCCUCACCAUAGAAUCCAACGCCACCCCCCCCGUCUCCCUCUCCAAUCUCUUCCCCGGCCGUCUCCCACCCCCAUCAUCCUCCCCCCUUCCCCCACCCCCUCAAGUAUCUCCCCUAACAGGCGGCCUCCUCAGCCUCUCCCCAACCGCCACCCUCCCCAGCGACCCCACACUCACCCUCCCCCCCUGGCCCCUCAUCCCCGACUCCACACCUACCUCCCCCUCCCCCUACACCACCUUCAAAACCACCACUCGCACCCCCUACAACCUUGCUCGCUUACGUGCCCACAUCCAUCAUCUAAGCGACACCCGCGAGGUUCUCCUCUCCACUCCUUCGCGCAAAAUCAUGGAGGGAAGCCUCACCACGCCCUUUUUUUAUCGCGGUGGGAAAUGGGUUACGCCUGCUGCGAGGAGCGGGGGACAGCUGGGGACUACUAGACGUUGGGGUUUGGAAAUGGGGUGA